Messenger RNA from Aphanomyces invadans, 1062 nucleotides. RefSeq lists its product as hypothetical. The record is from RefSeq and is a predicted model, not a curated record. The transcript has a single exon. Bases 145 to 567 code for a protein of 140 amino acids. NCBI's taxonomy places the organism in Eukaryota, Oomycota, Saprolegniomycetes, Saprolegniales, Verrucalvaceae.
GCGGUAAUGCGCGAAGAGCCAGCGGUAGGGAAGACGGCGACGCGCGCCGAAGGUCGAGGGAGUCGCCGAGGUUGGCGACACUCGCAGGAGAACUGGCCCGGCCGGUUGCAGCUAUAGCAACGACGGUCGCUGCCAGUCGGUAGGAUGGCAGACACUUUCAUAUCGGAAGAGUCGCGGACCUUCACCCCGCAUGUCUGGGUAACCGAGAAAUUUUCGGCGAAGGCGAUGCGGACAGCGUCUUCGAACGUCAAAAGAUACGUCCGGAACAGCUGCGUCCGCGCAGCGGUGUCGUUCAGACCAUUCAUGAAAAUGUUCACCUUGGUGUCUUCCAAUAGUGACGACUGUAUCGUCACGCAGGAGGCAAGAAAGCGGAGGUCGUGGACAUACUCGCGAAUCAAGCACUUGCCUUGUUUCGCGGAGAGGUACUCCGCACGGAAGCGAAAGUCGCUAUUGGCGGGUAGGAAAGCCGCAUUGAGGUUGUCGACGAAAUCGUCGAAGGAUUCGAUGGAGAAGUCCUCCUCAUGCGUAAGGCCCCAGGCCCAGUCUUCAGCGCAUCCUGUCAGAUAGGAUAUGGCAAAGGACACGCGGAUACUAUCGUCAUCGAUAUUCAAAGCAUCCGCGGCAUUGGUCAAUUGCUGAACCCAACGCAAUAGUUGCUGGGAGGGAGUACCUCCGUACUUGGGACCGGCGCUUGAUUGCCGAGGCAGGUUGCGCAGAUUGCGCAGCGAGGUGGGCCGUCGUGUGAUGGAGAGUUUCCUCCAAGGCAAGACCUUGAGCCUUGAGCUCAGCGAUUUCUUGAUGCGCGGCAUCACGUUCAGCCGUCACGGACUGCAUGUGAGCGGCAACGUCUUGCCGAGCAUUCUCACCAUGACGAGCGAAGCUCUCCACCAAGUGGAGUUGCGCUGGCGGCGCCUGCGCGUUGAUAAGGCUCCACGCGUCUUGUUCACCGAGGGUGGAGCACAUGUGACUGAUCGUCACAAGAUGGGCUUCAGGGAACUGGGCAGUGGACAUUGCGCGUAGGUCAAUGAACGAACUAGAGUGCUACCAGGUGUAACGGGGCAC